This is a messenger RNA of Poecilia latipinna (sailfin molly), 2445 nucleotides long. RefSeq names its product muskelin 1, intracellular mediator containing kelch motifs (gene mkln1). The record is from RefSeq and is a predicted model, not a curated record. The transcript has 18 exons. Gene Ontology annotation, molecular function: protein binding. Lineage: Eukaryota; Metazoa; Chordata; Actinopteri; Cyprinodontiformes; Poeciliidae. The coding region runs from base 38 to 2266 and encodes 742 amino acids. Gene Ontology annotation, cellular component: cytoplasm.
CCAGCCAGCCUCCCGUUAGCUGCUAUUUUCUAACAAGAUGGCUGCCGUUCCUGAAAGCAGAGUUCUUACUUUCAGCGUUUUUAAAUGGAGCUCAUAUUCCUCCACAUAUUUACCCGAAAAUAUCUUGGUGGAUAAACCUAACGAUCAGUCCUCAAGGUGGUCUUCAGAGAGCAACUAUCCUCCACAGUUUUUAAUCUUGAAGUUGGAAAGGCCAGCGAUUGUUCAGAGCAUCACCUUUGGCAAGUAUGAGAAGACUCAUGUCUGCAACCUCAAGAAGUUCAAAGUGUUUGGUGGGAUGAGUGAGGAGAACAUGACAGAACUUUUGUCCAGUGGCCUUAAGAACGACUACAACAAGGAGACCUUUACGUUAAAGCAUAAGAUUGAUGAGCAGAUGUUUCCCUGCAGAUUUGUGAAAAUAGUGCCUCUGAUGUCUUGGGGUCCCAGUUUUAACUUCAGCAUCUGGUACAUUGAACUGCACGGCAUUGAGGACCCUGAUGUGGUGCAGCCCUGCCUUAACUGGUACAGCAAGUACAGAGAACAGGAAGCCAUCCGGCUCUGCCUCAAGCACUUCCGGCAGCACAACUACACGGAAGCCUUCGAGUCGUUGCAGAAGAAGACGCGCAUAGCCCUGGAGCACCCCAUGCUCACACACCUGCACGACUGUCUGGUGCUGCAAGGAGACUUUGAUGCCUGUGAGGAGCUCAUAGACAAAGCAGUGAGAGAUGGUUUGUUUAACCAGUAUAUCAGCCAGCAGGAGUACAAGCCCAGGUGGAGUCAGAUCAUCCCCAAGUGCAACAAAGGUACAGGCAGCCAAGAAAUCAGCCGAGACGACGUGAACAGUGACGCCGAUGACAACAGGCCCGGGAUGAGGGGAGGACAUCAAAUGGUCAUUGACGUCCAGACUGAGACGGUGUACCUGUUCGGGGGUUGGGAUGGCACUCAGGAUUUGGCCGACUUCUGGGCCUAUAGCGUCCAGGAGAACCAGUGGGCCUGCAUCUCCAGGGACACAGAAAAAGAGAAUGGCCCGAGCGCCCGCUCCUGCCACAAGAUGUGCAUCGACUCGCAGCGCCGGCAGAUCUACACGUUGGGCCGCUACCUGGACUCCAGCGUCAGGAACAGCAAGUCCUUGAAGAGCGACUUCUACCGCUACGACAUCACGGCCAACACCUGGACGCUCCUCAGCGAGGACACGUCGGCGGACGGAGGGCCCAAGCUGGUGUUUGACCACCAGAUGUGCAUGGACUCAGAGAAGCACAUGAUUUACACGUUUGGCGGCCGCAUCCUGACGUGUAACGGCAGCGUGGAGGACAGUCGGACGUCGGAGCCACAGUUCAGCGGUCUGUACGCGUUCCACUGCCAGGCGGGGACGUGGCGCCUCCUACGGGAAGACUCGUGCAACGCUGGGCCAGAGGACAUUCAGUCCCGGAUCGGACACUGCAUGCUCUUCCACACCAGAAACCGCUGUCUCUAUGUGUUUGGGGGUCAGAGGUCAAAGACGUACCUGAACGAUUUCUUCAGCUACGAUGUGGAUGGAGAUCAUGUAGAGAUCAUAUCUGAUGGUACCAAGAAGGAUUCUGGGAUGGUUCCGAUGACGGGUUUCACCCAGAGAGCCACCAUCGACCCAGAGCUCAAUGAGAUCCACGUCCUGUCGGGGCUGAGCAAAGACAAGGACAAACGUGAGGAGAACGUGCGCAACUCGUUCUGGAUCUACGACAUCGCCCGCAACAACUGGUCAUGUGUGUAUAAGAAUGAUCAGGCUGUAAAAGAAAACCCGAGUAAGACGCUGCAGGAGGAGGAACCGUGUCCACGCUUUGCACACCAGCUGGUCUACGAUGAGAUGCACAAGGUGCACUACCUGUUUGGAGGAAACCCAGGGAAGUCGUGUUCUCCUAAGAUGCGCCUGGAUGACUUCUGGUCCCUCAAACUGUGUCGGCCCUCCAAGGAGUACCUGCUGCGCCACUGCAGAUACCUCAUCAGGAAAUACAGGUUUGAGGAGAAAGCCCAGUCAGAGCCACUGAAUGCUCUGAAGUACCUUCAGAACGACCUGUCGCUAACCGUGGACCACACUGACCCUGAUGAGACCAAAGAGUUCCAGCUCCUACCAACUGCUCUCUUCAAGUCCAGUUCUGAUUUCAUCCCUCUAGGCUUCUCUGAUGUAGACCAGACGUACGCUCAGCGAACGCAGCUCUUUGACACGCUCGUCAACUUCUUCCCCGACAGCAUGACCCCCCCGAAGGGCAACCUGGUGGACCUGAUCACCCUCUAGCAUCCUGCUCCUUUCACACCUGGCUGAACACACACCUGUGCACACACACCUAAAACACACCAGACUGGUCAGCUGAAUCCACUUUGUCCACCUCCACUUAACUGACCUGUGUUUACAGGCUUUGUCACCAUGGCGAUGAGGGUAUUAAAACACAGCACCACUUUGCUAGAUAGACAUGA